CAGAUCACCACCGGCAAUUAGAGCAGCGCACGUAGCUUACACGUUUGAAGCUAAUCUGCUAACAUUACAACAUAAGCAGCAAGUCUUACUCGCCCUGGCUAUCUUUACCAAUAGUGGCUGGUCAGUUGAAGGGGUGUGGGUAUGUAUUUAGAUUGCUUCCAACAGUCUGAAGCACUCCUUUUCCGUGCACUGAAGAUAAUUACGUUGAUCUUGGCGUCUUCAUGUCAAAUUGAUUUUGCACGGGUGUCACUUUGGUAUUGUGAAGUCGAAGACAGAUUUGAAUGAGCUGGAAGGGAAGGAGGGGGAAGAAUGAAGAGUAAAAUACGGUACCGUGCUUCUAAGUGUCAGUACACUCAGUAAGAGCCUGAGAAGUUACUUUGCAUUGAGUGCCAGACAGCAGAGGCGCGAAGAGGGUUCAAAAGAUCUGCUAUGUGACAGAAAAAAUGUUCACUCCACAAUCCAAUUGGUUCUAACUGAACAUAAAACCAAAAUAGUCUGCAAAACAAAACCGCCAAAGCUCAUCUAAAUUAUCAAAAUAGACUUUGUGUGUUUGUAUUAAUGUAAACACAUAUAUCCUUGCUUUUCCACUGAAUGGUGGACAUAUUCAAAUGAUUAGUUUCCGCGUCAAUUAAUCUGGGGGUCGAGCUCUUGACAAAGCUUUUGUUAAAAUAUUUGGAAAGUGCUUCGGUGAUUAAGGAUUGGGUCAGAAUUGCCGUACCUUGUCGACACCGAUUCGCCCGCGAUAACACUCGUUCCAAGGAAGGCCAGAUAAAAUCAUCGAGACUACAACCCUGCUAAUAGAGAUGAGAAACGACAUCGGCACUCACGGUACAUUAUGGAACUGAGCCCCUUCUCAAAGGGACUGUGGGCAGGUGAUAACAAAUUUCUACAUCAUCUCUUCACUGACAUAUUAACCAGCGUGCAUAUCAUUCGCGAGAUUCCCGAGGACACGAUCUUUGGACCCUGUAUCCUUCAGAACACCUUUUAUGACACUAUAGCUUUCAUUGCGUUGAAGUCUUCAGACAGGAGAAGCGUUCCGUACGUGUUCAGGGUAGAUGCCACAGCGAUUAGCAGCACCACGGAUGGUGUGUCCUGGUUGAAACUCGUGCAAGCGGCAAACAACUCAAAAGAACAGAACCUGGAGGCGUAUCUGAAGAGUGGUCAGCUGUACUACCGCUCCACCAGGAGGAUCAGCAAAGACGAGGAGCUGUUUGUAUGGUACGACAGCGAGCUAUCCACACUCCUCGGACUCACUGAUAUCAAAACUCGAGCUGACUCCAACACUUUUAGGUGCGUGGACUGUGAUCAGGAACUGAAAUAUGAGAAUCCAUACUUGGCUCAUGUCCGCUUCCUGUGUGGAAAAAGGAAAGACUGUCUGGCCUGGAGGGACUUGCAUGCGCUCGGGACUGCUCCGGGCUCUCUACUGAAAGAGCCACAACGGAUUACCGAGGAUAGAGUCACGAACUUCCACAGGAUCGCUCACGACCUGGAGCACUCGAAGCGAAAGCCUGGCGCCCAGGACGAGAGCCGGUCCCCAGGCGCCAGCAAAAGGAAACAAGACGGAGGGGAGGAGAAUAAAAUCCGCAAAACCGUUCUGUUGGAGAAGACGAACAAUUUAGGCUGUGACCAGGGAGAGCAGCUUCCGAGAGAACAGUCAAGUGUCUGCCCGGCCCUCGCGGUCUCCAUUUGGAGACUUCACUCAGACAAGUUCAUGUUGAAGAAAGACUCAGCCGGGCAUAACACCAGUGCUUUUACCGAGGUUCGGCGGCUCAGAGAUAAGGUUAGAGCUGACAAAACCGAGGGCAUUGUUAAAGAGAGCAGCCCUGACCUGACCAGGAAGGUCAGUCUAAGAACAGACGUGGUUCUCAGCUCCACAGGGAGCGCCUUCUCUUCAGUGUUACCUUCAAGUGCCCGCGAAGAACGGAAAAGUGCGUUUUGCCAACCCCAAAGGAGGACAGCUCUGGGUCCUUCAAUGCUGGUAGCGCACGCCCUUCGCCCUCCUACAGAGUGCUCUCGGGAUUUCCCAGAUUCUAUCCCUUCCAGCCCUCUCCCUGGCCACGCCAACCUGUUGGGAUCCAAGCUUCUCAGUGCUGACCUUAGCGGCUCCCACAUACUACACACCAGCGUGAGCACUCACAGCCCAUUUCUCUACAGCACUGAGCUGUGGCCAAAGCCGGGGGGAGUACAGUUCCAGUCCACUUCCUCGCUGACCCUGCUACCGCCGUCCUAUACCUCGUUCGCGGUGUCCGCUCAGAACUGGUGCGCCAAGUGUAACGCCUCCUUCCGAAUGACAUCCGACCUGGUGUUUCACAUGAGGUCCCACCACAAAAAGGAGUACGCCACCGACUACCUGAGCCAGAGGCGCAGGGAGGACAAACUGACCUGCCCGAUUUGUAACGAGUUCUUCAGGGAGCGCCAUCACCUCUCGCGGCACAUGACAUCGCACAACUGAGAUCCGAUUCGGCAUUGUAAGGAGUGAGGUUUAUCAUCCGUUUUUCUUUGGUCGGAGUUUAAUUACAAACCGGCAAAGCCCCUUUCCAGGACAGAUCAGACGACCUGACCGUUUCAAAGCUGGCGAACGAGCUGUCUUAACCUCCAAAAUAAUCUUGCAAAACGCAUUUAUUUAGAGCGGGCAACUGAAUCCGGAAUACAGACAACUAUCAAUGUAAUCCAGGUUGCAUUUGCAGAAUAAUACCUACAAAUGAAUGCACUUAAUACAAAAGACCCCCGAAACAGUCGCUUUAAACACCGUUAUGUACAGUAACACUUUCUGUUUUUAAGUACUGUGAACUUCUUGUAAGAGAAGAUGCAGCUGGUAAAGCGACCUACAAUUUUCAUUUCUUCUCGGUUGGAUAAUUCCUUUUCAGAGUAUACUGUAUGUAUCUGCAGUCCACUUGUUACAAAUAUGUGACCUUCAUUCUUGUACUCCCAUUCCCGUACAGUCUGACAUUGUCCCAACAGCAGAGAGACGGCGGAAGAUCAAUUUUCACAUCAGCCCUCUGAAUUGUUAGGUGUGUGGCUGAUCAUCCGUUCGAACAGAGCCUGGUGGUUGGAUUGAAAUUGACAUAUAAACACUCAACCAAUCACUCUUGAAAGUUGGUCUGUUUCCUGCAGCCUACCACUGCACCCUGAUAGGGUUGAGGAAAGGUUGGGGGGUGCUUAAGUCAAUGUUGUUUCACGUACAGCCAAGUGGAAGUCAUGGUGCUGAUGAUUGGUUAACAGAAGCUGCAGGGCAAACAGUAAAGAAGGAUGGAAGAGCUCAAAUAAUAAUAGCCCGUUGUUAUUAAUAAUAUUAUUAUUAAUUAAUAAUUUAUAUUAAUUAAUAAAGUUAUUAUUAAUAAUUAUUAAUAACGGGCUAUUAUAUUUCUUUAAAUUCAAUACUUUUUCUGUCACCCAGAACAAGUCAAAGGCAGGAGGGAACAGAGGGGUAUUCACCGAGUGAGUGCUCAUUGAGGAAGUUUCACUUCAAUUGAUUGUCGUUCAGGAUUCAUUUUACAGGUGUUUGUAUGUCGGACGAAUCAGUGACAGUGAGACAGUAAGAAGUACCGAUGCUGGAGUCAGAGAUAACAUAGUGUGGAGCUGGAGGAGCACAGCGGGUCAGGCAGCAUUAGAGGAGCAGAAAAGCUGACGUUCCUUCAGAGAAAAAAAAUCGGUGACAGUGACUGAGAGUGUCCAUUCAUAUUAGCUGUUGCUUAUUACAUUCUGUGGAUCUGAACUAGGAGGAACCCAGGUCAGCUGAACACGUCUCCUGAUCAACUUUAUCAACUUCCAGUUGCUACGAAAUCCUUUUUGCUCCUCUCCGUUUCUCACCUGGAAGGACAGUAGUAUCAGGUACAUGGGAAGACUAAUCGUGCAAGCUCUCCCACUGAGCUGACAGCGUCACAAACAUGUUGAGGCGCGGUAGGACACCACCUCGCCUCUGAGCAUGUGACUUGGUGCCAAUAUCCUGCCAUUCUCCCAACAGCCUGCGCAUUGCUCCUUAUUAAGUAGUCAUUUAAUGCCCCUUGAAUGCCUUGAAACUAAAUAUGUUGCCAUUUCUUCACUAUGGCCGGGUCAAAAUCUUGGAACCCCCUCCCUGGCAGAGUUGAUCCCACACCCCAAGGACUACAGCAAAUCAAGAAGGCAGCUCACCACCACCCUCUCCAGCUGAGGGAUGGGCAAUACAUGCUGGUUCAACCAACCACUUCUAAAUAUCAUGAAGGGACAAAUAAACCGGUCCAGAGAAAAGUGCAGUGGUUGCCCCACACAGUCACAAGUUGUUUCCUAUAAAUAAACAGAGUUCUGAGGAAGGGUCACUGGACCCGAAACGUUAAAUCUGUUUCAUUCCUCCACAGAUGCUGCCAGACUUGCUGAGCUUUUCCAGCAACUUCUGUUUUUGUACAGUAAUGGCUGAAUUCAUUAAAUGACAUUUAUAAGGCGACUUUCACAUCUAAAAAAAGCCAUGAAGCCAGUUAGCUGCCUUUCAAAUUAAUCUGAGGCUGAUGACCCUCAGCCUAAACUACCAGUCAUUUGUCUUCCUCAUGAGAGAACAGGCGAUAUCGUCUGGCAGGACUGUGGCGAGUUUACGUUUUAAAGUGUAGCCCCCGCACGUUACGUAAACAAACUUAAUCCGAAGCUCAUCUGCUUCAUGGGGAUGGAGAAAUGUCAAGGCAGUGAGGUGAGCCAAGCUUAUGCCGACACUAGUUUCCUGAACCAGGGUCAAUUUGCACUCAGGUAUGAGUCUCAGGAUAUGAGGUAGGCCAUUUAGCGCUGAGAUGAGGAGAAAUAUCUUCAUCCAGAGAGUGGUGAUCUGAUAGAAUUUUGUGAGCCACAAAACGUAGCUGAAUUGAAUGUUUUCAUUGAAUGAACAUUGAAGUUCUGAGGAACGGUCACCGGCCCCGAAACGUUAACUCUUUUUUCCCCUCCAUACAUGCUGCUAGAUCUGCUGAGCUUUUACAGCAAUUUUGCUUUUGUUCCUGAUUUACAGCAUCCGCAGUUCUUUUGGUUCUUAAUGAAUGUUUUCAAGCGGGAGUUAAGACAUAAUUAUUAGAAUCAACGGGUAUGGGUUGAAAAAGUGGGGACAAGGGACUAAAUUGGAUGAUCGGCCACGAUCAUAUCGAAUGGCAGAUCAGGCUUAAGGGGCCGAAUGGCCUACCCCUGCUGCUGUUUUCUAUGUUUCUCUGUAGAACCGGGUGGAGGGCACGGACAGCGAUUUCAGAAAGUUGGUGCAACCCCUCAACACACACACACACACACACACACACACACACACACAAUUCGCUGCCCGGCUGUCUUAGGGAAGGAGGAUGGUUCCCAAAGUGGGCUGCAAGCUUUCCCCUCUGUCCCAGACCUCACUGAUGCAUGAGGAGGCUGCCUCAUCAAAGCAUAAAGAUUUGCAUUUGUGUAGCACCUUCCACCUACUCCCAAUACGCACUCCCCCCCCCCCCCACAAUCCAUUGCAGCAUUUGACACAGAGUCGCCGUUGUAGGGAAAACAUCAACUCCCGUGCACUCAACAAGAUCCCAAGAACGGCACUGUUAGGGAUGGCUUAUUUUAGUGUCGUUGGAGGGGCCGGUUAUUGGGCCUGGGAGAGGACGAGCGGUAGAACUCCCAAAUCCUUUACCCAUGUUGGGGAAGCGGGCACCUCCAACAGUGCAGCACUCCCUCAGGGCUGCACUUACCUAAGCCACAGAGUCAUAGGAAUGCACAGCACGGAAGCAGACCCUUUGGCCCACCUCGUCCAUGCCUGUCCUGAAUUAAUCUAGUCACAUUUGCCAGCAUUUGGCCCCCCGGAAACCCUUAUUUACAUACGCCUCCAGAUACCUUUUAAAUGUUGCAAUUGUACCGGCCUCUACCACUUCCCCUGGAACUUUGUUCCCAAGUGCUGAUUGUGUUGAAAUUGUUUCCGUUAGGUGGGGAGACUAGGACUCGUGGGCGUAGCCUUAGAAUUAGACAGGGUAAAUUUAAAACGGAAAUGAGGGCACAUUUCUUCAGCCAGAGAGUGGUGGGCCUGUGGAAUUCAUUGCCACGGAGUGCAGUGGAAGCCGGGACGUUAGAUGCCUUUAAGGCAGAGAUCGACAAAUUCUUGAUCUCACAUGGAAUCAAGGGCUACGGGGCGAGUGCAGGGGAGUGGAGUUGAAAUGCCCAUCAGCCAUGAUUUAAAUGGCGGAGUGGACUCGAUGGGCCGAAUGGCUUUACUUCCACUCCUAUGUCUUAUGCUCUUAUGGUAUUGUGAGUGGGCUUUGAGCUAGGAACCUGUAACCCAGUGGAGGGGACACUGACACAAACGAGUGUAACGUGCAGGCUGGUGUGGCCAGUAAACUCUGAAAAGAAUGGUACAGGACAUUGAGAUUUACUGUCAGACUGUAGAGGCACUCAUAGAAUAGGCAAGAAGCAUUUAAGAAACGUUCGCCGUCUAUAAUGAUUCAAGACAACAUUCAAGGGCACCUAGCAUCAGUAUCAAGAGAUGCGUGUCCAAAGAGAGUUGUUCUCUACUAUUUAUUUUACUUGAAUUCACCUGUAGCUCGAUGCUCGGUGGGGUUAUUGGAAGGUUCAGGAGGAGAUAGAAUCCUGGACACCUUCCCAAAAAAAAACGAGACGAAUAUAAACAUGGUGAUUGGAUUAUCUGGGUCCAGAAUGCACAGGGGAGCAGCACUCCACAUGUUGGAAAUUGACCUUUUAUUUAAUUCAGUCGUGGGAUGGGGGCAUCGCUGGGCAGCAUUUAUUGCUCAUCCCUAAGAAUCACAUUUCUGUGGGUCUGGAAUCACAAGUAGGCCAGCCCAACUAAGGAUGGCAGUUUCCUUCCCGAAAGGUCAUUAGUGAAACAGAGGGGUUUCCCCGCAACAAUCGACAAAGCUUCCUGGUCAUCAUUAGACUCUUAAUUCCAGAUAUUUAUGAGGUACAAAUUCCAUCUGCCAUGAUGGGAAUCGAACCCGGUUCGUCAGAACUUUAACAACAAGGGGGAGAGCUGGAUGAACACAGCAGGCCAAGCAGCA
Stegostoma tigrinum is the source of this 6974-nucleotide messenger RNA. RefSeq names its product PR domain containing 8 (gene znf488). Gene Ontology annotation, molecular function: protein binding. Gene Ontology annotation, cellular component: nucleus. Lineage: Eukaryota; Metazoa; Chordata; Chondrichthyes; Orectolobiformes; Stegostomatidae. The record is from RefSeq and is a predicted model, not a curated record. Gene Ontology annotation, biological process: regulation of DNA-templated transcription. The coding region runs from base 836 to 2452 and encodes 538 amino acids. The transcript is spliced from 4 exons.